This is a messenger RNA of Xenopus tropicalis (tropical clawed frog), 8302 nucleotides long. It is a transcript of the gene nup210, whose product is annotated as nucleoporin 210kDa. Gene Ontology annotation, cellular component: nuclear membrane. The record is from RefSeq and is a predicted model, not a curated record. NCBI's taxonomy places the organism in Eukaryota, Metazoa, Chordata, Amphibia, Anura, Pipidae.
CCUCCCCCUGGGGAAUGAAGCACAUGGCGCGAACAGGCUGACGGGAAGGCGCAGAGAGCGGGCAGAGCGGGCGGAAGUGGUUUCGGUACCGGAGGGAAUGGGCGCGCCUGGCGGGUGUAUGUGGGGGGCCCCAGUGGCCCCGGGAGCUGUGUGGCUCCUCCUCCUCUCAUUCCUGACUCUCUCAGCCGCUUCCAAACUCAAUAUCCCCAAAGUGCUUCUCCCCUACACCCGGCGGCACCGCAAUUUCAACUACACCUGGGGGGUCACAGAGGGCUGUUACACCUGGUCGUCGACCCGUCCGGAAGUUGCCAGCAUAGAGCCGCUGGGGGUGGAUGAGCGCCAGUGCUCCCAGAGGGCAGUGGUACAGGCCCGGGCCACUCACCCCACGCGUCUCACCAGUAUCAUAUUUGCUGAGGACGUAUUUACCGGGCAGGUGCUUCGUUGUGAUGCCAUCGUGGAUUUAAUUCAUGAUAUUCAGAUUGUGUCGACCACACGGGAACUGUACCUGGAGGACUCCCCCCUGGAGCUGAAGAUCCAAGCCAUGGACUCCGAGGGGAACACAUUCAGCACUUUAGCCGGAUUGGCUUUUGAAUGGACGGUGGUCAAAGACGCCGAUGUGGACGGAUUCUCCGAUUCCCACAAUACACUGCGAAUGCUGAAGUUUCUGGAAUCCACCUAUGUGCCGCCGGCCUACAUUACAGAGAUGGAGAAAGUGGCCAAACAGGGAGAUACCAUUCUGGUGUCCGGCCUGAAGACGGGAAGUUCCAAGCUUAGAGCUAAAAUGCUGGAGCCGGUGUAUGAGAAAGUGACCCCGGCUCAGGUGCGGCUGCUCAUUCUAGAGAACAUUCUCCUCAAUCCGGCGUCGGAUAUUUACCUGCUGGUCGGAUCCUCCAUACAGUACCGAGUGCAGAAGAUCAAACAGGGAAAGAUCACUGAUCUGACAAUGCCCUCUGAUCAGUACGCGUUCCAGCUUCAGAAUCACGUGGUUGCACCCGGGGGGCUCAGCCAUGAACCCAUUGCUCGGCUGGAGGAAAGAACAUCUACUGUCACUGCCCUACAGAUGGGCCACACCAACAUCGUGCUGCUCCAUAAAAAUCUCCGUAUGCAGGGGGCUUCCCGGCUGCCCAACGGUACCGUCUAUGUGGUGGAACCAGGAUAUUUAGGAUUCACUGUGCACCCCGGGGACAGGUGGGUGCUGGAGACUGGGAGACUCUAUGAACUAACCAUCGAUGUGUACGACAAAUCCAGCAACAAAGUCUAUUUAUCUGAUAACAUACGGAUCGAAGCCAAGAUUCCCAAAGAGUACUUUGAGGUUCUGGAGACGUCCCUGAAUGGGUCGUAUCACCGCGUCAAAGCCUUAAAGAGUGGCCAAACCAUUAUAGAUGCCGCCUUAACAUGCAUGGUGGACCAGGACGGUGGGGUUCACAUUCUUCCAAAUCCCAUCAGGAACCAACAGGAAGUGGAAAUUUACACUCCAAUUACCCUUUCCCCAAAAAUUCUUACGUUCCCAUGGCAACCGAAACCCGGCGCCUAUCAGUACACCAUUCAGGUUCAAGGGGGAAGUGGUAACUUUACUUGGUCAUCGUCCAACAACCCGGUGGCUACAGUGACCGUGAAAGGGUUAAUGACCACUGGCGAUGAUAUUGGCGUGAGCGUGAUCCGCGCCCGGGAUGUGCAGAACCGCCUGCAUUUCGGGGAGAUGAAGGUGUAUGUGAUUGAGCCCCACGGCAUGGAGUUCAUCCCGUCGGCGGUGGAGGCGCGAGUGGGAAACCGGCUGGAGCUGCCCCUGCGGAUAUUCGGCCUUAUGAACGCCGACGACAAUGAAGUUGUUACCCUGAGCGACUGCUCCAACUUUGAUUUGGCUGUAGAAAUGGAAACUCUGAAUAUAUUUAAGCUCCUUCCAGGAAGGCUCCCCCCCGGCAAGGACUACUGCAGCGGAAUCACGGUACAAGCAGAAUCUCCAGGCUACACCACUGUAUAUGUCAGCUACACUCACGGUCAUGUUCAUCUCAAAUCCAAAAUCAUUGUAGCUGCUUAUCUGCCACUGAGGACCGUUGACCCCUCUUCCCUCGCGCUGGUCACGCUGGGAUCCUCUAAAGACAUGCUGUUUGAGGGGGGGCCCAAGCCGUGGGUGCUGGAGCCGGCCAAGUUCUUCAGGAAUGUGACUUCAGACAAGGCAGAAAGCAGCAGCCUGGCGCUGGUGGAACCGAGCCUUUCCCGCGGUCACUUUCAGCACUGGGUCCGAGCCACGUGUCGAGACCUUGGGGAGCAGGUGAUCUCAUUAACUGUGGGGAACAAACCCACCGAGACCAAUCCCUUUCCUGCUGUGGAGCCGAUAUCUGUGCGGCUGAUCUGCGCUCCCCCCUCCAGAUUUGCUUUGAUCCCUGUGUAUAAACACUCCCAUAUGGAUCUCGUCUGCCCCCUCAUGCAGCAGAACAAGCAAGUGAUCCCAGUUUCCAACUAUCGCAACCAGUUGCUGGAGCUGGCAGCCUUUGACCACCAGGGGCGCAAGUUUGAUAAUUUCAGCUCCCUCGCCGUUACCUGGGAUUCUUCCCGAUCGGCUCUGGCGAGUUUCGAUUUGGCGCAACCCAUGGAGCUGGUUCAGAAGGAGGACGGGAGCGGCCAGAGGAAAGUGCAUGGGUUCAACACGGUUUAUGUUCACCAAGUAUCGGGGACAACGGUAAUUGCUGCAAAGACAGAGCGGUACCAAGAGGCCCAUCUGCAGGCUGCGCGAGUGAGAGCGCCGUAUGAAGCGUUUGCGCCCGUCUCUGCCAGUCUGGACCUGCUGUUGGUGGAGGAUGUGAAAGUAAAUCCCAGAGCCAUUUCAGUCUAUAAUCACCCGGAUGUUACAGCGGAAUUCACCAUCUCAGAAGGGUCGGGCUAUUUCUUCAUUAACAGGAGCGCGGCACAUAUCGCCCGGACGGCGUUUGAGGAGUCGAGUGGGGUCGUAUCGGUGUCACCCCUGCACCCUGGGGCCCUGACUGUGAUGGUUUAUGAUCUGUGCCUGGCCUUCCCUGCGCCGGCGACUGUCAGUGUGCGCGUGUCCGAUAUUUAUCAAGUGGAUGUCCGAGUCGUGGAUAAGGUAGAAAUUGGAAAACUGGUAAAAGCCUAUGUCAGGGUUCUGGAUUCUUCCAAAAAUCCAUUUCUUGCUAAAUACCUGGAAUAUAUGGACCUGGAACUGGGCUCAUCAUCUCAGAUUGUGUCCAUAAAGGCCCUGCGGGAGAAGGUGGAUGACUACACGGCUGUAUUUGCAGUACAUGGCAUCGCCAUCGGGCAGACAAGUCUCGUCGCUACGGCCACUGACAGAGCUGGCAGCAGGAUUGACUCCUCGCCACGAGCCCUUGAGGUUUUUCCUCCUUUCCGCCUGCUGCCCAGAAAGAUCACACUGAUUAUUGGUGCAACGAUGCAGAUCACUUCCGAGGGGGGGCCGCAGCCUCAGUCCAACAUCUUGUUUUCUAUCACGGAUGAGAAGAUCGCGUCUGUCGGCAGCAAUGGCUUUGUCAAAGGAGCGAUGGUCGGAAACGGGACGGUCACCGGGGUGGUUCAGGCUGUCGAUGCCGAAUCUGGCAAAGUUGUCAUCGUGUCUGAGGAUACAGUGGAAGUGGAAGUUGUCCAGCUGAGGGCUGUGCGGAUCCAUGCGCCAAUAACGAGGAUGAAAGUGGGGACGCAGAUGCCGGUGUAUGUGAUGGGAAUAACGAGCAGCCAGACGCCAUUCUCAUUUGCUAAUGCCGUGCCGGGCCUAACCUUCCAUUGGACUGUGACGAAAAGGGAUUUCAUUGAUGCCCGAAGCCGACACAGUGAGGCGCUGGUGGAGCUGCCCGCACAGUAUAACUUUGCUAUGAGCGUCUGGGCCAAAAUGAAAGGCAAAACUGGGCUGAAAGUGACUGUAAAAGCAACUGACCCUGCGGCAAAGCAGCUGUACAACAUGGUGCCGGAACUGUCCGACGAGAUCCAGAUACAGGUGUACGAGAGGCUGCACUUAGUCACCCCCAGUAUUGCGACUGAGCAAAUCCUAAUGUCUCCCAAUUCCUUCCUGAGGCUUCACACCAACAGGGAUCGCUUUGCCAGUGUAAGUUACCGGAUACUGAGUGGGUCCCAGGAGGCCCCCGUGGUGCAUGUGGAUGAUAAGGGGCUCCUUACGGCUGGAUCCCAGACCGGGGUGUCUACCAUGGAGAUCAAUUCCCGGGAGCAUUUUGGAAUCAAUCAAACCAUUAUUGUUUCUGUGAAGGUGUCCCCCGUAUCCUAUUUGCACAUCGUCACAAGCCCCACCCUCCGGAGCGGAACUGGUACCCUGCUGCCUGCUAUACCCCUGGGCAUGACGCUAACGUUUACUGUCCAAUUACACGACAGCACCGGCGAUCUCUUCCAUUCCCACAAUGCACUUCUCAGCUUUGCAACCAACAGGGACGACUUUGUCCACGUGACUAAGGGAGCCAAUAAUAACACAUUCAUAGUGCGCACCGAGAACGUGGGACUCACGAUAUUCAGCGUGUGGGACCCCGAGACCCCUGGGAUUGCAGACUACGUGCCUCUCCCUGUUCAGUACAGCAUUGCCCCCAGUCUGAGCGAGGACGCCAUUGUUGGAGACAUCAUCUGCUUUACUUGCCCUAUUGCAGGCCCAGAGGGACUGAAGGGAAUUUGGAGCUCUUCAUCUAACUCCAUUCUCCAGAUUGAUCCCAAGUUUGGAGUCACUCUUGCCAGGGGCGUCGGUCUCGUCACUGUCUAUUAUGAGAUCCCAGGACUGCUAAAGACCUACAGAGAGGUUGCUGUGCGUAUGCCCCAGAGAAUGAGGGCGCUCUAUGCCAAUGGGGAGAAAAUCAGUCUGCAUGCCGCAAAUCUACAUAAGUUUGAUGUAGAAAUAGAUGGGAAAAGCCACAGUUUGACGGGGCAGUGUUCGGCCGCUCAGAUCGAAGCAAUCAAGGAGCUUCACCCGGAGAGUGUAAUUAAUUGCCACUUACAAUUAAACGACCGCAAAGCGGAAGUUGCACCGUGGGAUAUAUUUGCGGCGACCCCCAGUUUCAACGUGGAGGCGGGCCAAUACAUGUGCUUGCUGGCCCGGCAGGAGCUUUCCGAGGCUCAGCUGAAGCACCUCAGUAUGGGGGACACCUCUCUCACCGUCACUGCCUCGGUGCAAGGGAACCAACUCUAUGAAGAGCAGCUGGGGGCCCAAGUGCCCAUUUACCCCGGUAUUUAUAUCGACCAGAAGGAAAUCAUUCUGAGCAGCCAUUACACAUCAUCCGACCUGAAAAUAUACGGCGCCGCCGACAUGCUGAGCAGCCUGGAUGUGAAAGUGGGAUCUCCUGCAGUCACCCUGUACCUGAGGGACCGCUCCUAUGGCACCCCGAGCUUUGUCACCUAUGAAGUCAGUGUCACCGAUGGGAGAGUUUUGAGCCAAGGGUCCCUGUCGACAGCCCUCACUGUGUCCUGCCCCCUCUCUCAUCAGACCGUCACCGUUCCGCUCAAUCUGGUCUCCAUUAAAGGAGCACCAAGUGUGUCGUCCACCGAGAGCCCCGGGUUCUUCCAGCACUUCAUUGAGUCCUAUCAGAUGAUCUUCUUCACUCUCUUUGCACUAUUGGCCGGGGCGGCAAUAACCAUAAUCGUUAUGUCACCCAGAGAGACCAACGCUCCCCCCGCCGUCUUCCUAAAGACCUCUCCCAAGUCUGUCAAUAACAGCUUCCUUCCUCUCUCGCCUGGAAUUUAUUCAAACCACGCCUCUCCGAACAGGAGGAACCAAUCGCCGGGGAGGAUGUUAUGGAGUCCCGACUAUGCUUCCAACUAGAAAGCAGUCGCCGAAGGUCUCAUUCACGGGCCCCUGGCGCCUUUUACCGAGUGUCUUGCUGAGAUUUUGUGUGUGUGUGGCGUGACUAUUUCCCGCGUGGGGGGCGUGACUGUUUCCGCGUGGGCGGCACUUUUAUUUUAUUUUGCUUUGAUUGGAAGAAGAGAGAAUGCUUGCUUUUCCCGGUCUCUGCCCCAGUAGGUACGUUGUGUGUUCUGGCUGCAAGUUUGGGUUCUGUUUGUGCCGGAACCACACAAAUAAUCCCUGGGUGUUUUAUGGAGCCUGUAUGUUCCUCAGGGGAGGGGCUUUAUCAGUUGGCAGCUCAGCCAUUUUUUUUUUCUUAAGGGGCAUUUUGUGAAGCCAAUAGAAUCCUCUGAGUUUGCUUUUUUUAUAUGAGAAUGUGUCGGGAGGUUGCUGUUCCGCCAGUCAGUGCAAUGGCCGUCUACCCCCCCCCCCCCUCCUUGUAACAUUUAGGCUCCAUAUGACUCCCAUGCCGACUGUUAGCCUCGGGGCUCGGCCACGCCCACACGGAACCACACAAAUUGUCCCUGGGUUUUUCAUGCAGCCUAUAUGUUCCUCAGGGGAGGGGCUUUAUCAGUUGGCAGCUCAGCCAUUUUUUUUCUUAAGGGGGCAUUUUGUGAAGCCAAUAGAAUCCUCUUUUUGUAUGAGAAUGUGUCGGGAGGUUGCUAUUCCGCCAGUCAGUGCAAUGGCCGCCUACCCCUCCCCCUGUAACAGGCUCCAUAUUACUCCCAUGCCGACUGUCAGCCUUGGGGCUUGGCCACGCCCACCCGUGACUGUGAGUAGAACCCAUGUAGCCGCCCAAGCUUGUUUCACUGUGAUUCUGGCACCUCCUCGUGUGAUUGUUUAUGAUUUAUGUGGCAUUUAAUUGCAAGCUCUUAGGGACAAGAGACUGUACAUUUCCUCAUGACUUCAGUUCAACUCAGGAAAGUUCUGCACUGCUUGCAGCCGCCUUAUAUUGUGACCCCCCCCAACCAACCGCCUCAAGUGGGGGGGGGGGAGCCGAGACUGUCGGGGCGUGUGCUUCCGUGUAAUGCUCUGGGCCCGGGGGCGGGACUGGCGCUCUCUGUGCUCUUAUUGGCCUUAAGGGGGAGGUUAACUUUUUUAGUCUGUUAUAGAAUGUCCUAUUCCUAGCAACUUUGCAGUUGGUCUUCAUUGUUUUUUUAUAGUUUUUACAUUAUUUGUCGUCUUCUUUUGCAGCUUUCAAAUGGGGGUCACUGACCCCGGCAGCCAAACCCUAUUGCUCUGUGAGGCUCCAGUUUUAUUGUUAUUGUUACUUUUUAUUCCUUAUCUUUCUAUUCAGCCCCUCCCCUAUUCAUAUACCAGCCUCUCAUCCAAACCACUCUCUGGUUGCUAAGGUAACUUGGACCCUAGCAACCCAAUAACUGCUGAACCUCCAAAGUGGAAAUUAUAUAAGUAAAAAAAAAUACAAGUAAUAGAAAAUGUAGACCAAUUGCAAACUGUCUCAGAAUAUCACUCUCUACAUGAUACUAAAAGUUAACUCAAAGGUGACCAACCCGUUUAACGGGUUAAUCAGUAAGGGGGGGGUGAUCCUGGGGGGGGGGUUAUUGGCUCAGGAAACCAUGGUCGCUACUGAAUUGAUUGCAUUGCUUUGCGCAGUUUAUAGGUUUAUGUUUUGCUGUGAGUUUAUUUGCCAGUUGUGCAGUUUCAUUAUCCAAUAGAAACCACUGAUUUAUUCCCCCCCCCCAUUCAUUUCCAGGAACAGCAGGUACCACAUUCCCAUAAGGUUCUAUGUAGGCGAGUGCUGCCAUACUGGCACACAUUCCAGGCAGCUGGCACCGCCAGAACCAGUGAUAAUCCCUCCCUAUGCCCCGCCUCUGUGCGUAGGGAAAGGCCGCCCCUCGUUAGGGAAACGGGGCACAUUUUUGCCAGUGGAGAAAAGGCUCCGAGAACCCGUUCCCAAGGGCCUGGGCAGCACUUGCGCGAGCGACUUGGGCUUUUUCACCACUGCCGGGUUCUGAUUGGGUUCAGAUUAGUGCCAGGUACGUGCCUACAGGGAGGUGAAGGAUUUCCCUUUAAUCAGUGUGAAGUAAACCCUUCCCAUAGUGCACCUGGGCGCCGCCAUAGGGGAGGCUUCUGGUUCCGUUUCUGUUUUUACUUUAUCAUUUAUUUGCGCGGCUGGGAAUGAGCCCCUGGGGCUGGGGGGCCGGGGGGUUCCUAGUGAGUGGGGCAGAUACGUGCAAUGGUGAAUGUGAGUUGCACUACGGGCCAAGCCCGACUCACUAUGGAUCAGCGCCGGCGCCCGCAGCCCCGUGAAGCCUUCAGCUGCAAUAAUGUGAAUGUGUCCGACCAGACAAUGUGACAUUGCGCUGUAUCUUCCUCUAAAUACCUCAAACUCUGCUGUUCUGGUUCUGUUGGACCCCACGGAUGAGCCCGGUCCAAUCUCUGGGAUUAUUAACCCUCGCUGUGAUUUCCUUUGUGCCUUACUGCCGGCCGAGCAUUUCUGUGUCGCUCUGAUUGUACAUAAUAAAUAAUGUUCUGAUAAGA